GGCAAACGUCCAACCACAAAGUAACCUCGAUGCGCAAGGGGCACAUUGUCCACUAUGGUGCCGUUUUUUAGAAUUUCAAGGGCAUAGACGUCAUCUGGAGGAGGACCACCCCACUGGGGCUCUGUGUAUGGCAGGGUUCCAAAAUAUUAAACUGUCAUCAUCAUGCGUUACUGGGGCGAGAUCCCAGGACCUCCAGGGGCCCCUGCCAGUCGCAGCUCCUUCGAUUUGCUCCAGCGUGAGUUCAGAUCAGUGGAGAUGCAGGAUCCUCCACUGCAUCAGCCUUCGGCCCAGCGUCCGCGUCCCACCACUAUGCUGGACAUUCCAUCAGAGCCUUGCAGUCUGACCAUUCACACGGUACAGCUGUGCCACCACGCCCGCCGCCUCCGUGGCCUUUUGGCGGCCGCUCAGGGUCAGGGCUCGACAUCUUCCGAGAUUAGUGGCAAACUGGAAGAUGCUGAUUCAAACCUGCCUCUGCGCCCCCCCACACCUCCUGCAUUGCCUGAUGAUUUGCUACCGCUUGACUGCAAAGAUCCUCUGCAACCCUUUCAACUUCGCCACAGCGACCCUGAAAGCGACUUUUAUAAGGGUAGAGGGGAGCCAGUCACAGAGCUGAGUUGGCCUUCCUGCAGGCAGCUCCUUUAUCAGUCAGUGGCCACCAUCUUGGCCCAUGCAGGCUUCGAGACGGCCCAGGAGAGUGUGCUAGAAACGCUGACCGACUUGGUUCACGAGCACUACCUACGCCUGACCCGCCUCCUGAGGGUAGCUGUGGACAGAGAGGCCCGUCUGGGGGCCAGUCCCUUUCCUGACGUCAUGGAGCAAGUGUUCCACGAAGUGGGCAUUGGCAGUGUGCUUGCCUUGCAGCGCUUUUGGCAAGUGCGCGUCAAGGAUUAUCACAGCUACAUGUUACAGGUCAGUAAUGAUCUGUCAGAAGAAUACGAAAGGUUGGUGAAUCCUGAAAAGGUUCUGGAGGACUCAAAGCCCCCCAGGAUCAAGGAGGAGCCCAUGAGUGACAUUUCCUUCCCUGUUAGUGAGGAGCCAGAGGCCGACCUCGCCUCUGGGGACCAAGCCUUACCCAUGGGGGUCCUCGGAGCUCAUGGUGAGCGGUUCCCUGGUAGCCUGGAUGCUGACCAUUCUCCUCACACGUCAAGUGGCGGUGUGGUCAACAACUCCCCCUUGUGGCCACAGGUAAAAAUUGAACCACACGAUGGCGACGAAGGCCAGGGUGCGUCACAUCAUCCUCAUCACCAUCACAACCUGGGCGGAGAUGUGUUUGAGGAGGGGGGCCCCAUGUCGACCAUGAGCGAGUCGGGAGGGGCAAUGGUGUCCUCUCCUCCUGGCGCGGUUUCAGAUGGCAGCUAUGCCUCACAUUCUCCUGACUCCCUGAUGAGCAACUCACCUGUCUUUAACCAGAGACCCAAGAAGCGAGCAAAGAAGAUGUGAGGUCAUGUUGUAUGAUUGUUCAGACUGCAGACUUCCCAAAGAAAAUUGUUCAAAGAAGAAAGCAUGCAUGGUUGUUUUUGUUUAGAAUACUUUUUUUGACAUUUCAUAAAGUACAUUCACAUCAUCUACUGAUUCAUUAAGUAAUCUGAAGUUUAUCCCAUCUGAGUUUAGGGAGAGGCAGAGUACAAGCUAGACUGCUCACAAUACAAAACAAAGAUGUGAUUUUUCUGUUUGUAGGCAGAAUUCUGUCUUUUUAAAUUGCAUAGAUAAAAAAUAUAUAUUUUUCAUUUUUCUGCAAUAUUCCCACCAUAACCCGUGCCAGAAUCCACACUUGUUCAUUUUCCAAUCCGACUUUUGCAAGCGAGGCGGAAAAUUUGAUAUGUGUCUGUUGAUUGAAAUGAAAAGGCUUGUUGUAUACGAGGCAGUUCAUGGGGCCAUUUGCAAGUGAACACGAUGGCGGUGUUCGAGAGAAAAGAUGCCUCUUGAGUGAAAAAAAAAAUUGAUCGAUAUCUCAAAAAUAAGUUCAGAUGGGAUUGAAUGGAACGAGAAAACGUCAAUACUGUUGAAAAGAAGGAAGUUACCACUCUGUUAAUCGACUUAAUUCGCAAAAUUGAUCGACCUGGUAAAGCAUUGUGCACGUGGUGUCAGGACACUAUUGACUAUGGAUCAAGAGGUUUGAAGGCAUUGGAAGUUCACGCAAAACGACAAAACACAUCAAACAACUGGAAGCAAGGAAAACAAACUUUUCCAUAGCUGGUACAUUCGGAUGUCAACCCAAGGCCAACAAACCUUACGGACUUCAUCCCUUGUUUACGUCCACUACCACCGGUAGUGAGAGGCAAGAUCCACCGAAACAACCAACCCCUGUUGCAGAUAGGGGCGUCAAUAAUGAGGUGAGGGUUCAGAAGCAAUUACUUGUAAAAAUGUAUAUUAUUUACUGAUAACGAAACAUGUCAUUAAUAAUUGUUGUCAAA
Molecule: messenger RNA, 2414 nt
Organism: Syngnathoides biaculeatus (alligator pipefish)
Lineage: Eukaryota; Metazoa; Chordata; Actinopteri; Syngnathiformes; Syngnathidae
Gene: supt7l
Product: SPT7 like, STAGA complex subunit gamma
Exons: 5
Coding region: 163-1440 (425 amino acids)
Cellular component (GO): SAGA complex
Molecular function (GO): protein heterodimerization activity; transcription coactivator activity
Source: RefSeq, a predicted model, not a curated record